CACGGGUGCGCCGAGCGCGUGUCGGGUUCGGGUGGAACGGUGUCAGACCCACCCUGUUCGCGGAAAGAAGGAAGAGGUCGAAGCCGCCGCGAUCAAGAAGAGCCCCAGUCGAAGGUUUUGGACAGCGGCGGUGUCGCUCCCGACCGCAACAAAUCCGUCGCCUUUUGCUCUCUUCCACCGCCUUUCUCUUGAUUCCGUUAGUCUUCUCUUUUCAUUUCGUAUAGGGUUUAUGUGUGUCCUCUUUUUUCUUUAAGUGGAGAAGGAGGAAUUCUUUCCUCCGAAUCCAGUCCUCGUUUGAUGUUCUCAAUUUUCUUGGUAUCAUGGGUUCUUUCUUUUUCGCCUUCAUGAUGAUGCUUCUUGAAAAAGAUGCAUAGUUUAUGGCUUCUUGAUUGAUGUCUGUUAGCUUGUGCCUUAUCUUUUCCAUGUCCUUUGCCACUUAAAAAUUUGAUUCCCAAUAUUUUUCGUCUGAGUAUUUCCAAUUAUUGUGGUUCUGAACUGUUUCCCUAAUCUCAUCGAACAAUAUAAAGAUCCUUCAACUGUUUUGAUUUCGGUAAUUUGUGUCAGCAUUAUCAGCCAAAUGAAACUUAUAUUUAACUUUGAUUUCGUUGCUUGCUUUGACCUAUGUUUAGGUUUGGUAGAGAAAAUGCUAAUUCAUCUACUUUGUUUCAUUUUGGAAUUAGUAGUCAAAGAGGCAAAAUGAGAAUUUGGAAUUCUGAGUGCUCAAUGCUUUCUUUUUUGUUGGCAGAAUUGCACUAUAGGAGCUUUCAAUGGAACUUCUUUUACAUAUUAUUUCUUCAAAUAAAAUUAGAUAUACACACUUGGCUAUUAUUAUGUGUUUUCUUGAAUAGAUGGUGAGAUAUCGCAAUCUAUUCUCUUCGUAAAUUGGUUUGGCCCAUACUAAUUGUUUUUGAGAAAAAUUGCGUGUGCCAUUGCUUAAUUUCAUUGAUGUCCGAUCUGUGCUUGAAGAUACAGAUACUUAUCAAGCUUUUGUAUACUUGGAUGUUUUCUUGCGCUGGUGGAACGAAGUAUGGGAGACUGCAUUUGCCUCUUUGGGUUAAUUUCCAUCAAAUUCAAGUGUGCAUAUUUGUCCACUAUUAAUUCUUGGUGGAAGUUUGGAGAUCCAUCACGAGUUGAUUUUCCUACAUGUCAGUAAUGUGGUCCAGGCUCCAGACUCCAGAAUUUGAAACUUUUUGGAAAAAAAAAAAAGCUUUCCUCCGCUAAUCUGUGCCACCAAGGUCAUCAGCAUACUUAAUUUUCAGCAAUGAUGAUUGCUGAAUACUCAAUGGUGGCAUUUGACUGUAGAUUUUGACAAUUUUGUCGAGCAAUCGAAGCUGUCUCACUACUCAUUUGCCCCACAACAAAAUUGUGCUGCAUUUUUUUUUUGUUAUAACCUGAAAGAGUAAUCUAUAUUUUUAUUUUAUGCUUGUGAAAAAUUAUAGUUGUUCCUUGUGUUUGGUGAUGUGUUUUGUGUAUUCCUUCAUAGAAGACACUAUACAGCAAAAAGUGGGAGAUAUCUGCUGGUAGCUGUCUACUUUUUAGCAAAUAAACAUUCAUGACUGCAUGUUUUAUAUUAUAGUGAAUUUGAAGUUAUAUCGACUAGUCUAUGUUACAUGGCGAAAAGUUAUUUUGGGGUAGGCAUGGAAAUUACAUAGAUUACAACUGUACAAAAUAAUUUCUCAAGCGAAAGCAUUGAAGGUUCAAUAUCUUGAGUCUAUUCACAAAUAUAAAUAUAUAUUUAUAUUUGUAAAUAGACUCUAUAUAUAUAUAUAUAUAUAUAUAUAUAAUAUGUGCGUGUGUGCGCACGCACGCUUGGGAAAAAGGUAAGUGACAAAGGUAAAGAUUUGAGCCCAAGAUUGUACGAUAAACCGUCAAGGUUUUACCAGCUAAGUUGACUGGCACCUUUGAGUGAGGAUAAGGUAAAAUUCUUAUCUAAUGAUAUUGACGGUGAAGUAUUCACAAAGAUGUCGAGUGAAAAAUACGUCUCGUGCAUUUGUAUGAUUCUCAUCAUUACAUCUUUAAAUUUUGGUGUUUGGCGGUGAAUUGGGUAUUUUUUGCAAUUAGCUUCCCCGGUGAAACUGAUGCAUGCCUUGCGCACUCAAUUGUCUGAAUGAGAAUGUGAAGCUAAGGGCUGUGUUAUUAGGCAAUAGGCUUGAAUCCUCAGGGGCUAAGAUUGUUGUGCUUUCAGCAGUUUAUUGUUUUUAGUAUGUUUAAUUCAUUUAAAACUGUAUACUAAUUUACCAAUUUGUCAAAGUAUGUCUUAUAUUAUGUUUUUUUAUCGGAUCUCCGCUUUUAGUCGUAUGAGGUAUUGUAAUUUACUUGAGAGUAGCUGAAUUUGUAUUUUGCUAAUAGCUAUGACUGGAACAAUGGUAGACUAAGUUGUGGGAUUGGUGAUUUGAUUAUAAAAACUAGUUUGGCAUUUUAGAUGUGCACUUUUGGCAAUGUCAUGCAACAAUUUCUUCGAUGCAACUAUUUACAAAUGUGCACUUGUGUAUAAGUUAAUGCAUGUGCUUGUGAAGGUAAGAUGGCUCAGUUGCAUGUAGUGCUUAGUCGAUAGAACCCCUCUGCAGGUGAUCAGUGUGGAACAUGGUUUUUUAUUCUUUUAAAGAAAGUGGUAGACGCCCGUGCAAAUGCACACAGAUAGCCUCAGCCUUCACUAAACGAACUAGGUGGCUGCCUAUGUAUGGAAGUCUUUGGCCCUGUAUUGGUUUAGGCAAGAUGUAGUAGAGUGUUGUUGUCGCUAAUAAUAGUCAACAGCCUUAUUUACCCAAAGGUUAAGGGUUUGGCAGCCAUAUUAGUCACCAAGAAGCUAUGGAAGGGCAACUCUCCUUUGUUGCAUGACCUUCCAAGCCAUAUGGAUAGUACCAUUCGAGGCCCAGAUGGAUUGGUUAGAUCCAGAAACAAGAGAGGAAUCUGCAACUCUGUGUGGGAUGAUCUUUAGUUAUAGCAUCAUGGUUAUUUAAUUAGGAGAAUAUUUCUAGACCAUAUUGAUGCUAAUCUUAUGGCAAUUAGUGUCCCUACAGAUGUAUAAUAUUUUAAGCUCUGCUCUAGAAGCAUGUUUCCAUUGAGAUAUGAAUAUCUUAAAAUAUCGUAAAAUGUCUUUUUCCGAUACCUGUAGGACUCCUGACAGAGAUGGAAUUCCUUCUACAAUAGGCCAGUUGCUAUUACUAUCAAGAUUAAUUUUAGAUGGUUGAACCCGAAUCCAUAUCGUAAAAUGUCUUGCUAAAAAUCUGCAAAUAUUGUGUUCCAACUUGGUUGAAUUUGCAGAUUGCAUUAUGCUAUGUCAUAGUAAAUUUUUGGUAUGAUUGUUUCCAGUGAUAUAGAAAACUUAAGAUAAUCUUCAUUGCCGACGCUUUUCCUUUAGAUCCCUGAUUAUUUAACUGAUUAUUUGGGUUGGAUUUGUGGUUUGGUGAACUCAUGUCUGCUCCUUUGCCAUCUAGGUUUUGAUCGAUUAAUUUUAUAUCUUUCAGGAAAUUAUGUAUCGACAAUCUACUUUAUAUUAUGAUUUUUAUUGUGGGUGAUCGAGCUAAAUAUCUUUGAUAUCUUGUAACUAUUUCAGAUCCAGUCUCUCUGCUCCAAUGACAACUACGAUGUGACAAAAUUCAAGUGUGAAAGGAGCAGUUCGUUUCCUGCCUGAGUAAUGUACUCACUUUCCCCUUCAAAUUUAGCUCUUAUCAUGCCAUGUUCAUUUUUGUUUCAUGGUAAGGUGAUGGUGACAAGAGUAAGAGGUUAAUUUUUUUCACCUUUCCAAACUUCAAGAACAUUUGGAAUGUUGUCUUUGGAGGCCUCAUUCCAAGGGAGGGUCGGUUUGUAAGUCUCGGAGAAAAUGUUGAUUCUGGGGAGGACAUUUAGACAGUUCAGUUGCGUUGCGAGAGUUGUAGAGCUUAAAUGCCAAAGGUGCAGAUGUGCUUUCCAUGUCUGCCUUGUUUGGGUGACACUGGCAUAUGUGCUUUUGCUUCGCCCUUCGGAGGAUACGGCGGCGGUGAGGGUAUCAGUUCUUUCCGUGCAUCUCAUGGUUUUCUCCACCUGUGUUGGUCUGUUUUCGGGUACGCUACACGUGAAGCUUUGUGCAAGUGUGGGGCCCGGGCGGGACCCGUCGAGUGUCGCUGGGGCAGCUUAUCAUGAGGCGGUGUAAUCGGGGUGCGGAAAAUUUUGGCUUCGGAUGAUGCGGGACCCACUGUUGCCUCCAGUCACGCGGCAGGUACGCGUUGCGGCGGAAGAAAUUUCAGGUAAAUGACGCAAAAGCGCUUGGGGGAGCUGACGUGUAUAAAAUGCAAGCUAGAAUUCUCGAAGCGAGACGGAGGGAGGCGGUUACUUUCUUGCUUCGGUCUCUCCGCUAUUUCGUUCUCCUCCUCUUUCUUUGUUUCGAUCUCCCUCCGAGGUCGCCAAUGGCCGCCUCUCUCCAAGGCUUGGUUCCCCUCCGACGCCCUGACCCUGAUAUUUAUGGCAUCCGACCGGGCGCCGACUCCUUCCCGGUGGUCGUCGCCCCCUGCUUCCUGGGUCCGGCCCAUUCCCCGCUCUCGAAGAGGCGGUUGGGAGCUCGCCUCGUGUCCGUGGAUCGGCGGUCGAUGAAAAUCAUUCCUCUCGCGGCUUCUCGCGAGGAACAGAAUCGUUCAGAUAUUGAAUUGGAGAAAGGAGCUGGGGCAUCACAAGAAGCAUGGAAGAAGGCACUACAACGAUUCAUGACUGAAGCCCUGAAAGUCAUGGCCGUAUCGGAAAGAGCAUAUGGGAUUUACUCAAAGAAAGCAAUAGAAAUAUUGAUGGAUACAUUUGAGAAGCUCAAGAUCCAAGCUGAUAAAGCACGGGAUGAUUUGAGAAUAAUAGCCAAAGAAUUUUCAAAAGAAGGAAAAGAAUAUUUUUCAGCAGCAGCGAAGAAUUCUCCUGACUCAUUGAGAGACAUUUUGGAAAUUUAUGCAUCAGCAAGUGACUUGAAGAACACGGCUGCCAUUAGAGAUUUUUACCUUGGAAUUCCAUAUGGUUCCUUUCUUGCCGUUGGUGGUUUCAUUUAUUUCAUGCUAACCGGAAGCAUUCCUGCCAUUCGUUUUGGUGUUAUACUUGGCACUGCAAUUUUGGCUCUGAGCGUGUCAAGCUUGAGGUCACGGAAGAAUGGGAAAGCAACCUCACUUCUUUUGAUAGGGCAAACUGCAAUUUCCAGUAUUAUAUUCUGCAGGCAGUGGUUGUUGUGUUCUGAGAGGGGUUCAUUUUCAAGCCUUUUGACAGUUCUUAUCAGUGGUGCAAUGGUAGGUUUCUAUGCCUAUAGGUUCGUGAUUGAUCAUCGUGAGGGUCCCAAGCGUGGAACAGAGUUCAGAGAGUUGGUGAUUGGUGAAGGUGACCAAUAUUAAUCUCUUCCUUCGCCUGCUCUUCCGUCAACCUGAUUCGGAAGGAGUAAUUCGCAUUGCUCUUUUUUUCACUAUAUUCUGUAAUUGUGUAGGGGCUCGUAUAUGUUCCAUCUGUCAUCAUUUUGUACUUCUUUUCUUUUCAUCCUUUAAAAAAAAAAAGGUGUCUUUAUAAAAAAUAAAUUUACUGAAAAAACAAUGUUUGAAAAAAUUAUAAAUGUUUUGAUAAAUGAAGAAUAAAAAAAUCAUGGUAUUCCCAC
Molecule: messenger RNA, 5593 nt
Organism: Musa acuminata AAA Group (dessert banana)
Lineage: Eukaryota; Viridiplantae; Streptophyta; Magnoliopsida; Zingiberales; Musaceae
Product: protein FATTY ACID EXPORT 3, chloroplastic-like
Exons: 8
Coding region: 4269-5339 (356 amino acids)
Biological process (GO): fatty acid transport
Cellular component (GO): chloroplast inner membrane
Molecular function (GO): fatty acid transmembrane transporter activity
Source: RefSeq, a predicted model, not a curated record